Molecule: messenger RNA, 636 nt
Organism: Symbiodinium necroappetens
Lineage: Eukaryota; Dinophyceae; Suessiales; Symbiodiniaceae
Source: the annotation of a GenBank genome assembly
GUGCCCCUUCUGCGCCGGAAGCGCUUCCACCGGGCCUUUGCGAAGCACCGUGAACUCAUCCGCGCAGCUGCUGAUGGUGCUGUCCGGGACAGCAAAGGCCAUGAGCCAGAGGUGUUCUGGAAGCUGGCCAGCUGGUUGGUGAUCAUGGAUGCCUGGUUCGAAAACCUGCCGCUGGUGGCCAGCCUGUCUGCGCUGCGUGAGUCACUGGUGACCCACAUAGCGCCGCUGACGGCUUGGCUGGUUCGGCCCCACCGCGGCCCCCUACUGGGUCGAGCCAUGCCGCCGCCAGAUCCUCCGGAUGCGGUUCUGAAGGACCAGGAGAAGGUGCUCCGAAGCUUCAGCUUUGCGCAGGAAGGCGAUGCCGAAGCACCGAAGCCGGUGAUAGAGGUGACGCCGCCACAGAGAGAGCCGAGACCGAAGGCGGUGACGACGGAAGCCGUCCCGUUCCUGGUAGGGCGCUGGCUGAAGGAGAACUCGACCUUGGACUACGAAGAGAUUUGUGCACACACAGUGGUGGAGACUGACAGAUCCAGCGAGGUUCGAAUGGAUGAGAUCUUUGGCGGGGACUCCGGCACCCUGGCGUACUCCAGCGAUGAGGAGGAUGUGGACAUGUGCCCUUCGCCGCGCACUCUCUGA